Messenger RNA from Acanthopagrus latus (yellowfin seabream), 2440 nucleotides. RefSeq names its product solute carrier family 25 member 22a (gene slc25a22a). Bases 515 to 1453 code for a protein of 312 amino acids. The transcript is spliced from 11 exons. Gene Ontology annotation, molecular function: L-glutamate transmembrane transporter activity; L-aspartate transmembrane transporter activity. Gene Ontology annotation, biological process: L-glutamate transmembrane transport; aspartate transmembrane transport; malate-aspartate shuttle. The record is from RefSeq and is a predicted model, not a curated record. NCBI's taxonomy places the organism in Eukaryota, Metazoa, Chordata, Actinopteri, Spariformes, Sparidae.
UGUCCCCCACCCCCCUACACCUGCAGAUAAAAUAUGUGUCUGCAUUUCUACUACAUACCACUAGAGGACCCUUUUAAAUCCCUUUGCUGUUUUUUUUUUAUUCCUCCUCCAUCGCCAGCUAGGCUGCUCCCCCUGCCUGCCUCCCUCCCUCCCUGCCUGCUUUCACUCCCACCUCCUCUUACCUCCCUCCGCUGCUGGACUCAAAUGCUAGUAACGCCGGUAGGUUAGCUAUCGUCGGUGUGUCAGCCAAAGAUACAGAGUGACAACAAGCUUUGAUUUUCCCACCUCAGCAGCCACACCGGGACAGAUAAAAGGACACGGCUCUAUGUGAUAUCCCCUAAAUUCAACUAACAGUAACUGAAAGGAGACAAGUGGACAAAGCCUUAUCAGACUACAUAAUCCACACUUGGACCACAACCCACUACUGUAACCAAACAGCAGAAAACAAGGACAACCUACCGAGUGUCUAGCUAACACACAGAUUGACACUUUGACCGGCCAGGGCUUGACAUAAAUGGCUGACAAGCAGAUCAGUUUGCCUGCCAAAUUGAUCAAUGGGGGGAUCGCUGGCCUAAUUGGAGUGACCUGUGUGUUUCCCAUUGACCUGGCCAAGACUCGCUUGCAAAACCAGCAAAAUGGAUCUCGCCUUUACACCAGCAUGUCAGAUUGCCUUAUUAAGACCAUCCGGUCGGAGGGGUAUUUUGGGAUGUACCGAGGUGCGGCAGUGAACUUGACACUCGUCACGCCGGAGAAAGCCAUCAAAUUGGCUGCCAACGACUUCUUCAGGCAUCACCUCUCCAAGGAUGGAAAGCUCACUCUGCUCAAAGAGAUGAUGGCUGGUUGCGGGGCAGGUACAUGCCAGGUUAUUGUCACAACUCCUAUGGAGAUGUUGAAAAUCCAGCUCCAAGAUGCUGGAAGAAUUGCUGCUCAGAGGAAGCUGAUGCCAGAGACGGUGCCAGCAGGCACUGUGGAGACCAAGUCCCCAACAGCCAUGCAGCUCACCAGAGAAUUACUGAGGGAAAAGGGCAUCGCUGGGCUCUAUAAAGGCCUCGGUGCCACACUGCUCAGGGACGUUCCUUUCUCCAUCAUUUAUUUCCCCCUGUUUGCCAACCUGAACAACCUGGGCAAGAGAGGCGUAGAGGGUCCCGCUCCUUUCUACGUGUCGUUUAUGUCCGGCUGCCUCGCAGGGAGCACAGCGGCUGUUGCUGUCAACCCCGUUGAUGUGAUAAAGACUAGACUGCAGUCGCUGAACCGAGGAAGCACAGAAGACACGUACAGUGGAGUGACUGACUGUAUCAGGAAAAUCCUGCGUAAUGAGGGUCCAUCAGCCUUCCUGAAGGGAGCCUACUGUCGAGCCUUGGUCAUCGCGCCUCUGUUUGGCAUCGCCCAGGUGGUGUACUUCCUGGGCGUGGGUGAAUUCAUCCUCAGCUUCUUGCCUAAAAAAGACAACUAAGAAGAAGCGCCUCCUAUUCUGCCUUUCCCUCCCAUAAUGCAUCACACCAAAUGUGUGAGGAUUCAUCUCAUUGUGAAGGAAGUUUUUUUUGACGGGUCGAAGCGUGACCAACCAGUACAUUUUGUUUUAAAUUUGUUGUGUUGAAUGUUGAAAAUAGUUUCGGAGGGAGCCUUUGUUUUGCCAAGCUGCCUGUGGUGGCGCACAAAAAUUCCAGUCGGCAUGCUCAGCUCGCUCUCUGGAAAUGAAGCCACAGAUAUCAGUUUCAAAAGGAAUAUUGCUUAUGAUUACACUUUUUUUUUUUCAAUAUGAUUGUUGAAUUUCAAAGUAGAUGUACUGCCCUUGGUUGCUGCAGCUCUGCCAGCCCUACAGUACCUGAUUUAUAAUUGUGUACUAAAUAAGUCAUUCUGAUUUUUAAACUGUAACUAGCUAAAUCAAAUGCACAUACUUAAAUUUGAUAUUUAAGAACAUUAGAUCUGCCAGGAGAUUUACUAAAAAUGCAAUUUAUAGAAUUCCCCCUGAAGUCUUAAAGGACACAAUACGUAGAAUUAUAGCAAAACAUCUGCCUGUGUUUCAGACAAAGACCCAGGGAAUGUGUUGCUUUGGAGGCAGCACACCCCCUGUGAUCUUUCCUGAGAAGCCACAUCCCUUCCCGUAAGUGGUUGUAAUGAACUCAGCCAUUCAUCUCCGAGCAGACUUUGAUUGCCUUGGCUUUUUAAGUAGAUCAGGCUCCAUCUGAUAUUUAGCGCUACCACAAUGGUUCGACUGUUUUGCAAGGAAAGACAUCUCGUGUUUCACUCACUACACUGAAGAGACAACAUUUGGGCAUUAUGCACUUCCGCACAGCAUGUACACACUGUUAAACAUCAACGCAGAAUCUACAAAAAAAACUGCUUCUAAGCAUCCCUCAAAGGGUCAAGCGCGUUGUACCUCGUGGCCACACCCCAAUCAGUGAUGUCACAGCAGGGGUUUUUGCCUCCGACGAAUGAU